Messenger RNA from Daucus carota subsp. sativus, 1293 nucleotides. Its product is annotated as GDSL esterase/lipase At2g04570. The coding region runs from base 46 to 1107 and encodes 353 amino acids. Gene Ontology annotation, molecular function: hydrolase activity, acting on ester bonds. Lineage: Eukaryota; Viridiplantae; Streptophyta; Magnoliopsida; Apiales; Apiaceae. The transcript has 3 exons. The record is from RefSeq and is a predicted model, not a curated record.
AGCCAGUUUGCGAACAUAGUUUCGUGGUUCAUCCUUAAGAAGAAAAUGGUAUUCAUACAUAGAACAUGGGUGCUUAUGAUAUUAGCUGAAUUUGUUAUAAUGCUAAUGAGUAGAACUACUGAAGCCAAAGUUCCUGCAGUUAUAGUAUUCGGGGACUCAUCCGUUGAUGCUGGAAACAACAAUCAGAUUCCCACAGUUGCGAGAAGCAAUUUUGUGCCUUAUGGCCGCGACUUCCCUGGUGGAGUACCAACAGGGAGAUUCUCAAAUGGCAGGGUUCCGACUGAUUUCAUCUCUGAAGCUUUCGGCCUCAGGCCAAUUGUGCCCGCGUACCUUGAUCCUAUGUACAAUAUAUCGGAUUUUGCUGUUGGAGUCACUUUUGCUUCUGCAGGAAGUGGUUAUGACAAUGCAACUUCUGAUGUCCUGUCUGUGAUUUCUUUGUCUAGGGAACUUGACUACUACAAGGAGUACCAGAGGAAACUGAAGGCCUAUCUCGGUGAAGCCAAGGCAAAGAUAGUAAUAAAAGAAGCAUUGUACCUGAUGAGCUUAGGCACAAACGAUUUCCUGGAGAACUACUACACAAUGCCUGACCGGAGAAAUCAAUUCACUGUGGAUCAAUAUCAGGUAUUUCUAAUUGGAAUCGCUAGAAAAUUCGUUACAGACCUGUACAAGCUGGGAGCUCGUAAAGUAUCAGUCGGAGGUCUACCCCCAAUGGGAUGCAUGCCACUAGAAAGAACAACAAAUCUGUUUAAUGGAUAUGAAUGCAUGGAGGAAUACAACAUGGUGGCUUUAAGUUUCAACAAUAAGUUGAGUGGUCUGGUGAAUAGGCUGAACAAGGAACUUAAAGGGAUCCAAGUGGUGUUUUCAAAUCCUUAUCAAGUUUUCCUCGGAUUGCUUAAGAAACCUUCCUCAUAUGGUUUUGUAGAAGCCGAGACAGCAUGUUGUGCCACAGGAAUGUUUGAGAUGGGAUACGCAUGUUCGAGACUCAGAGCACUAUCGUGUGAAGAUGCGGACAAAUAUAUCUUCUGGGAUGCCUUUCACCCUACUCAAAGAACAAGCCGCAUCAUCUCCGAUCAUCUCGUUAAGACCGUUCUCCACAAGUUUCUUUAGAACUCACCAUGCAUAGUAUUUAUUGAUUUACCAUUUUUCCGGGCCCAAAGUACCAGCUGCGGCUUGUCUGAUUUUCAAUGAUUUUGUCAAUGUAUUUUCCAUUAUCUUCUUCAUUUUGUCUAGUAUUGUGUGACGAAUUUCGGUGUACUUAAUUUACAAGGGAUAAUAUGUUAUAUUCCUAAAUAA